AUGCUGCUACGAGAUCUCCAAGAGCGCACGGCGUUCUAUGACCCUGUUGCAGAACUUCAGAUGACGCAGACGGAUGCAAAGUUGUUCUAUCAACGGAGCAAGAUUGAUCCACGGACUGGGAAUUCUCCAUGGCCACAGUCAACUCCUUUUGGAAGCCCUCUUAUUCUCUCAGGCUCACGCCCAGCCACAGAGUGGGGGGGCGAUUCGUUGAUUCUUGAUCCUGAUGCCGUAGAUACCUUUGCCAGGCCCUAUGAACCGGCAAUCCCCCCCAAUGGCUCAUAUCCUCUGAAGCCGAGUCUUAGUGCUGGUCUCAUGUCUAACGAGGCAAAGGCCACCAAUGACCCCGCUUCUGGACUGGCAGGCAAUGGACUCUUUGAUACUGAGCCUCAUAUAACGGCCGAGCUCAGUGCGAUUUCAAAGCAGAUUCAUAGAAUACUUGACAUGAGACGCAAGUACAUCUCUCUGUCUAAUCAGGGGCCGAAUGACAACCCCAGAGAUAAUGCCGACUGGGAAAUAUACCCCCCUCCUCCCGACCCAGCGUGGAUCCAUGGCCAUAGUCAUAGCACCGACGAAGCCGGCAAGCAAGGCGUGGGCUCUUCGACCAAUGCCCCUGAACGAAAGAGGCCUGUCCGAAAAAGAAAGCCUGGCCACGAUAUUGGAGAUGACUUCUUCCUUGAUGACUUACUUCCCUUGCCUGGAAACGGCGAGAUGACCUUUGAAAUGGACAGCGAAGGAGUCUAUCAAGUAUUCAACACUUCAGAGAGUAAAACUCCCGCUAUGCGCGUGCCAAAUAUUCGAGAAUUCUACAUUGACUUGGAAGAAAUUCUUACGGUUUCAUCUGAUGGCCCAAGCAAGAGCUUUGCUUUUCGUCGACUUCAGUAUUUAGAAGCAAAAUUCAAUUUAUAUGUUCUCCUUAAUGAAUACCAGGAGACUGCCGACAGCAAAAAGGUGCCGCAUCGAGAUUUUUACAACGUUCGAAAAGUGGACACGCACGUUCACCACUCUGCAUGUAUGAAUCAGAAGCAUCUGUUGCGAUUUAUCAAGAGUAAGAUGAAGAAGUAUCCGAACGAAGUCGUGCUCUUCCGAGAUGGCAAGCAUCUCACUCUGGCGGAGGUGUUUGCCAGUAUCAAUCUGACGGCGUAUGAUUUGAGCAUAGAUACACUUGAUAUGCAUGCACACACUGAUUCCUUUCACCGUUUCGAUAAAUUCAAUCUCAAGUACAACCCCAUUGGCGAGUCGCGCCUGAGAACGAUAUUUCUCAAAACCGACAACUUCAUCCAUGGGCGCUACCUGGCAGAGAUUACCAAGGAAGUGAUAUCUGACUUGGAAUCUAGCAAAUAUCAGAUGGUAGAAUGGCGCAUAUCCAUCUAUGGCAAGUCCAUGGAUGAGUGGGAUAGGCUCGCAGCCUGGGUUGUGGACAACAAGCUCUUUUCUCACAAUGUUCGCUGGCUAGUCCAAAUCCCUCGCCUCUACGACAUCUACAAAGCUAGCGGCUUGAUGGACACGUUUGAGCAGGUUCUGAAGAAUGUGUUCCAACCCCUAUUCGAAGUCACCAAAGAUCCUUCAAGCCAUCCGAAGCUACAUGUUUUUCUCCAGCGUGUCAUUGGCUUUGAUAGCGUUGAUGACGAAAGCAAAAUCGAGAGGCGGCUGUUUAAAAAAUUCCCAGUGCCCAGAGCCUGGGAUACGAAGCAGAAUCCUCCCUAUAGCUACUGGAUCUAUUACCUGUUUGCCAACAUGACCUCGUUGAACCACUUCCGACGGAGUCGCGGCUUCAACACGUUCGUUCUUCGACCUCAUUGUGGAGAGGCAGGCGAUAGUGAGCACUUGGCUGUGGCAGCAUUAUGCUGUCACAGUAUUAGCCAUGGGCUAUUACUGCGGAAAGUUCCCCUGCUCCAAUACAUCUUUUAUUUAGAGCAGAUCGGAAUCGCCAUGUCGCCACUGAGUAACAACGCCUUGUUCUUGGCUUACGAGCGAAAUCCAUUCCAUCAGUAUUUCAGGCGUGGUUUGAACGUCUCUCUAUCCACGGACGACCCGUUGCAAUUUGCUUUUACCAAGGAGCCCUUAAUCGAAGAGUAUGCAGUGGCUGCGCAGAUCUAUAAGCUAAGCCCGGUGGAUAUGUGCGAGCUGGCAAAGAAUUCAGUAAAGCAGAGCGGCUAUGAGAAGGCCAUCAAGAAACAGUGGCUGGGCCAAGAUUUUGAGAAGCCUGGGAAAGACGGGAAUAAGAUGGUAAAGACAAAUGUGCCGGAUCGCAGAGAGGAAUUCCGGUACCAUACGCUCCUACAGGAGAGAGACAUCUUGAGGAACUACCUUGAUUAUGGCUCUGGCAAUGACGUUAUGGCAAACGGUGCUCCUGCAAGCGCCCAAGCAGCAGAGCCUCUGGAAAACAAGAGCGCUUCUCUCCCAGCUGCUACAGCGACUGAGCCCAAGGACGUAGAGUCCGAGGGACAUGUGACCUUUGUCGACGCUCACACCGGGGAGCCCCUUCUGCCUGCCAGCGCCAAGGCGGAUAAUCACUUGUCUGGAAGUGAUCCCAUGAUGUUCCCAGGCAUCCUUGCCAGGGAGCAUCGGAAUAACAGCUCGAGGAACUUGGCCCAGAGCGAUGAAAGAGCAAAGUAG
Trichoderma virens Gv29-8 is the source of this 2616-nucleotide messenger RNA. RefSeq lists its product as uncharacterized. Gene Ontology annotation, cellular component: cytosol. Gene Ontology annotation, molecular function: AMP deaminase activity. The coding region runs from base 1 to 2616 and encodes 871 amino acids. The record is from RefSeq and is a predicted model, not a curated record. Gene Ontology annotation, biological process: AMP metabolic process; IMP salvage. Lineage: Eukaryota; Fungi; Ascomycota; Sordariomycetes; Hypocreales; Hypocreaceae. The transcript has 4 exons.